Molecule: messenger RNA, 669 nt
Organism: Sipha flava (yellow sugarcane aphid)
Lineage: Eukaryota; Metazoa; Arthropoda; Insecta; Hemiptera; Aphididae
Exons: 1
Source: RefSeq, a predicted model, not a curated record
GUGGUUAUUGAUUUUGAAUUUGCAAUGGUAAACAAAAAAGAUAUAUUAUUAGUAUCAGGAGCCAUUUGCAACAAUCUCAAUAAGCAUACACCUAUUAAAUUGGAAGGGAGGCCUAUCAUUUUAACUGAAGAGGGUAAAUUACAAAUAUUUCACCCAAGAAAUUAUGAAGGUCUGCUGAAACAUUUGAAGAUGAUUUUUAGAAAGAAGCCAGAUGUUUUAACACCGUUGCUCGGGCAAUUACACCAAAGUGUAGUGGUCGGGGGAAAUAGAAAUCUAGGCACAACUUUCUUAAAUCAUUACAUGUUUUCCGAUAGAAACAGAAAACCUGUUGUUGUAUUCUGGAAUGGAGACAUGGAUAGGAAGAUAUUAAAGAAACUGCGGAUAAAUAAUAUUAAAAGAAUGCUAAACAUAACAACAUAUAGCGAUAAUAAUGACAACUAUUUUAGUCUAAAAUUAAUUAAUAUGGAUAACAAUAAAUUAUUAUAUAGUAGGGACAUAGGGUAUAAAAUAAAAAAUGGUAGAAUGCUUAAUUUAAAGGAGGCACAUGAUUUAGUGUGCAUAAAAAGGCACGAAAUAUCACACUGUCAUGAUCCUGUGACGGAUGUAGAUUUAACUAGAUGUAUUUUUAAUAUAAUAGUAUCCAACAUUAAACCUAUAAAAUUAUACAAA